GAAAUAUGUAGACUCCCUUAUAGACAAUGUUCUCUAAGAAAACACACAGAAAGUGUAAGCUAGGAACACGUUAUAGCCUAAAAUAGAUUGUAUAGUGAAUAGCCUAUUUUCUAUUCUUCUUGUAGAGAGAAAGCUCACAACCCAGUGGCCCCUCCUCUUACCAAACACCCGCAGGCUGUCUAGGGCUCACACCUUGUCCGUGCUGACAGCUAUUCCCCUGAGUGGCUUUCUAUUCAGGUUUAGGCAGCUCAAACAACAUUGGACCUUUUCUAUGUGGCUGUACUGUGUAGCACGGGUGCCAGUGCAGUGUCUGACGGUCUGAAGUGUCUGGAAGUCACGCAUGGCUGAGCUCAUUUUCACACGCUGCUGUGGCUGUCUGAGUUUGGGGGAGGAAUCCGGGUUUUUUCGCCUUCCACUUCACGCGGUCAGUUUCUGAUUCUGUCAAUAGCCUAUAGCAAGUCUAUAGUCCGCGUGGGGAGGUGUGAAGAGCAUCGCUUAUACCUCUAACAUCUUUAGACAUCGACGAAAAACCAUAACCACCACUUUCAGCAGAGGCGCAGACGAGUUCCGACUGUGUAAAGGUAAAAAUAAACGAAUGUAAACCCGUUUUUUACUGCACUAAUCUGUGAUAUUCAAUUUAUUUCCUAAUUUCACCAUAACAUGUGUGUAGCCUACCGGUUAAUAAAUUCAGACAAUGAAUGUACUGACAAAGCAGAGGCAGGUGUUUCUGUAUUUUAGGGUGUAAUAGUAAACCUCAGAUUUGGCUUCUUCACAUUGUGCUAAUUUAGGCUACAACCAGUUACAAACCAGUUCUUACAUUUAUGUUUUCUUAAAAUAAAUUAUGUUGUUGAUUGUUAUCAAGUCAAGGGAACAUAUUUCAUUCUUUGUCAGGUUAACCAAUACAGUAGGCAUACAUAACUUGCUCUGAGGUAUGUAGCAAUUCUUCAAAAUUGUAUCUGUUCUUACUUUUAGUAGGCGUAUUACUUAUUGCUAUGAUGAAAUGCAGAAUACAAAGGAUGAGGUGCUGCUAGUAUUUAUACCAAGGCUUGGGUGAUGUGUGAUGGUUUUGAUGCAGUUUAAUGUUUGUCCACUUGCUUGCCAGGUUGGCAACAUAAUACAGUUACUGUAUCAGUAUAAACCUUUUAACCAGUAUAUUACAAUUGUUGCUAUAAACAUUGGGACAAAAUGCCUUGCAAAGACUGCAAAGUUAAAUAACUACUGGCUUCAACUAAAUGCACCUUAGGAAAGGGGAUAUCUAGUCAGUUGCACAACUGGAUGCAUUCAAGCGAAAUGUGCCUCCCGCAUUCAACCCAACCCCUCUGAAUCAGAGAGGUGUGGGGGGAUGCCUUAAUCGACAUCAUAGGUGCCCAGGGAGCAGUUGUUGUUGGGGGUUAACAGCAGUGGUGGAAAAAGUACCCAAUUGUCAUACUUGAGUAAAAGUAUAGAUACCUUAAUAGAAAGUUACUCAAGUAAAAGUGAAAGUCAGCCAGUAAAAUACUACUUGAGUAAAAGUCUAAAAGUAUUUGGUUUUAAAUAUACUUAAGUAUCAAAAGUAAAAGUAAAAGUAUAAAUCACUUAAAAUUCCUUAUAUUAAGCAAAGUAUUUUUACUUAAGUACUUUACACCACUGGUUAACAGCCUUGCUCAAGGGCAGAAUGGCAGAUUUUCACCUUGCCGGCUCGGUGAUUCGAACCCAACUUUCUUACCUCUCUACAGACUAUGCCCUGUCUAAGGCGGGGGAGGUGGGGAGUUCUACUAAGCUAUAUGGAAUUGUUUUAAGAAGGUCAUACCAUGGAUCAUUUAGCUAUUUGAUUUUGAAUGUUAAAUAUAAAAAAUAAAAAAAUAAAGAUCAUGAAAAAUAUAUAGAUAUAUUUUACAUGUAUUUAACCCCAUAUAUCUUUGGCACUAAACUGUCUCCAAAUAUACUUCAAUUAAUGUUUUAAACUGGUACUGGGGACCUUUAGAGUCUUGUGAGGCCUAUGGGCAUCCUAGAGCAAAACAACUGACAUCAUAUUAGUGUGUAGCACAAACUGUUCUGAUGCUACAGACAGAAGUUGGCAGAUCGGAUGUACCAACUUCAGACUUUGGGAUGUCUCAUGGUCUGACAAACACCUCUCUAGCUCUGUCACUUUCACCGCAGAUGUGGCAGUGCAAUAUCAGCGGAUGCGGUGGAUUGAGAAGCAUAUAAUGUAAAAAAAAACAGAUAUCUCUAGCUUAAACUGAUAUAUUUUUGUUAUGCUAAUUAGAUUUACGCGGUGGAGUGGACAUCGACACUAGGUUUUUUUUUUACCGCUAGGCUACCUGCCGCCCCAUAGGCAAUGUUGAGAUGGGAUAUCCUCAGUUUUUGCGAGCAAGAUCUUAAGCAGAGUUUGAUGUCUGUAUGGAAAUUGGAGAGUAGGUGGAAUGCCAAAGAUAUUUACACACACUCACCUCUCACUGUCUAGUCUAGUCUUACAGGCAGGCUAGCAAAUCACCCUAUGACCUAAAAACCCUAUAAUAAUCCCUACCUUUUUGGAAAGAAACAUUCCAUGUUUGAUUGACAGAAAUGGCUUUGAAAUGCUUACUGGGCCAUGGCUUCCUCACAGAAGGAAGCAAUAUUAAAGUCAUACUAAGUACUGGAUGUACUGUAUACCCCUAAAUUAAAUGUAGUAAAUGUGAAUAUUUUUGGCACUUUCAUCUUUGUUUUGGCCCUCUUGAAACAUAUGAGUUUCCUAGCUUUGCUUUCAUCUCUGAUCUGAACCAACUACUCUGCUCACCUGUUCAUCUAAAAGGCUGAACUCAGCUCUUUGAGGGGACAUUGGUCAACAUAGCUAAAGCAGAUGCUGGACCAUCAUAUGACCCUUGAACUUUAUUCACACUCAGUCUCUGUUUGGCUUAGGGCCUCAACAACAGAGCUUUUUUGUUCAGCUCUGAUGUCACGGACCAGGUCACAUUUCUCCGCAAUAGCGGGAGGUUUAUGUUUCCUCUUCUCAGACAAAAGGUGGUGAAGUAAAGCUUGUUGCAUGUCUGUCUGACUCACAUUUUCUUUGACUGCUUUACCACUCAGAGCUGUACUACUCUGAAGUGAUAUGCAGAUGCUGUCAGUGACAGACAGAGUGAAUCACUGUUGUUGAAUACAUUAAAAUACUGUGGCUUAAAGAACAAAAGUUUGAACAAGAGUUCAUGUCAUAGCAGAAGUUUCAAUUAAGGCCACAAUUUCACACAUGCAGCAUCUUUGAAACGAAAGGGUGGAAAGGGUGGGGGAAGUGUGAUAAAUUAUUACAGUAAAUAGUUCAAGUGUGUGUGUGUGUGUGUGUGUGUGUGUGUUUGUGUGUGCGAAUUUACCCGUCUCCUCAGAAGUAUCGAAAUGGAAACUGGAGUUGCUUAGACAAUGAUAUGACUCAUUUUUUACACCAAAUUCAUGCAUUAUGUGGCUAGCCACUGUACAACAUGCUUUGGCCUUGAGCAUUUAUAACUGUCUGAACCGUGUCAACACACACACAAACACACAAAGUUGAGAAGUGAAAAGGGACAUUCUUUCACUGCAUUGAGGCCCUCGGCUUGAACAAUGGAGGGGGGGGGGCAGAGACUGGGUGGAGGUCAGGUUCGCCCUUCUCAAACAGAAGAGAACUGAGAACCCUGUGUGCACUUGUUGAUUAUGUGAAGUCUGAUUAUGUGGUGGGGGAGACUGUGCAUUUCUUAUAAGUAUGGUUAAAGUAUAGUCCACUGUAUAAUCCAUAAAGACCAUGCUGUUGACAAUUGUCUGAUAUUUGACUUUGUCUUCAUAUACUUUCAAAAAUGUGCUGUAUUACAUUUACUCAUAGACAAAUAAUCAAGGCCUCUCUUAUUGUGCUCACUUUGUGCAUAAUAAUAACACUACUGCUACACUGUUUUUGUACUUCAACUUGUUGGCAAAUGAUCUGAUGCCCACUUUAGCAGUAAUGUGACAGAUAGGAAAUGUGAGCAACACUGCUUGUUGAGAUGGCUACAAGUGAAUAGGUCAUGCAAGGGCAAUAAAAAUCAUCUAAAAGUUUAGACCUGCCUGGUGGGUUGAUGCGUACAUCUUACUGGUAUGUUCAGCAGAGUCUGUUUCACUUAGACUGGCAGUGGUAUUCAAAGUCGGGGUCAAACUGCAGUGGGGUCAGCCAAAUUAUUAUUAUUUUGCAUUUAUUUUUUAGGAACCAAAAAUUAAGAGUACAGAUUAUUGUAUAGGACAAUAUAAAAUGUUUUUGAGAAAGAUAAUUUGAAAAAUAAAAUGUUAUUGAGUAAAUGUAUUUAUUUGUUUCUUUUCAUUUUGAUAAGAGAUGAAAAUGUAAGGAAUUUGUGAUUAUUUGUUGAUGUAAAAAAAGUUAUGUAACAAUUUUAAGGUUGUGUAAUUACACUGUGUGCACAAUUAUUAGGCAAGUUGUAUGUUUGAGGAUUAAUUUUAUUAUUGAACAACUACAGUGCUCUCGGUCAAUCCAAAAUGUUAAUAAACCUCAAACCUGAAUAUUUAAGAAAGUAAAAGUGAGGUUUUGGCUUUCUUUGGAGAAUAUCUAUGUGUGCACAAUUAUUGGGCAACUAUUAGUGUGCAGAAUUAUUAUGCAACUAAAUGAAAAACGAAAAGUUCCCCAUCUCACUUGUUCUGUUAAACAUCUGUUAAAGUGAGAAUAAUAAACAAACAACUCAAAAUUUACAAAUAAACAUUUCUGACAUUUAAACAAAAAAUCUGUGGCCAAUUUAGCCACACUUCUUUUCAAUAACAGUCAUAAGCCUUCCAUCCAUGGAGUCUGUCAGUUUCUUGGUCUGUUGACGAUCAACUUUUUGUGCAGCAGCAACCACAGCCUCCCAGACACUGGUCAGAGAGGUGUACUGUUUUCCUUCACCGUAAAUCAACCGUUUAAGAAGGGACCACAAGUUCUCAAUAGGGUUUAGGUCAGGUGAGGAAGGGGGCCAUGUCAUUAUUCUUUCAUCUUUAAGGCCUUUACUGGCUAGCCACGCAGUGGAGUACUUCGAUGCAUGCGAUGGAGCAUUGUCCUGCAUAAAAAUCAUGGUCUUCUUGAAAGAUGCAGACUUUUUCCUGUACCACUGCUUGAAGAAAGUGUCUUCUAAAAACUGGCAGUAGGUUUGGGAGUUGAGUUUGAGUCCAUCUUCAACCCGAAAAGGUCCAACUAGCUCAUCUUUAAUAAUACCAGCCCAUACCAGUACCCCACUUCCACCUUGCUAGCGUCAGAGUCGAAGUGGAGCUCCGUGCCCGUUACUGAUCCAGCUACGGGCCCAUCCAUCUGGUCCGUCAAGAGUCAAUCUCAUCUCAUCAGUCCAUAAAACCUUUGAAAAAUCUGUCUUCAGAUAUUUCUUGGCCCAGUCUUGACGUUUCAACUUAUGUGUCUUGUUCAGUGGUGGUCGGGUUUCAGCCUUCCUUACCUUGGGCAUGUCUCUGAGCACUGAACACCUUGUACUUCUGGGCACUCCAGGUAGGUUGCAGUUCUUAAUAUGACAACACUGGAGGAUAAUGGGUUCCUGGUAGCUUCACGUUUGAUUCUUCUCAAAUCUUUGGCAGUUAAUUUGCGUAUUUUUUUCUCAACACGGUUCUUGCGACCCUGUUGACUAUUUGCAACAAAACGUUUGAUGGUUCUGUGAUCACGCCCCAAUAUCUUAGCAAUUUCAAGAGUGCUGCAUUCCUCUGAAAGACAAUUUUUGACUUUUCAGAGUCAGUUAAAUCUCUUUUUUGGCCCAUUUUGCCUGAGGAAAAGAAGCUGCCUAAUAAUUAUGCACACCUUGAUAUAGGGUGUUGAUCUCCUUAGGCCACACCAUCCCUCAUUACACAAAUACACAUCACCUGAUAUGUUUAAAUCCAAUAAGCAUUCCAGCUUGGAGUUGUGACAUAUGCAUAAUAAUGAUGAUAUGGUCAAAAUACUGACUUGCCUAAUAAUUGUGCACACCGUGUAGAUUUUGAGUGGGGUGGGGUGGGAUGUGGUGGGGUCGCGAGAAGUUCUUCUGAAAAAAAAAUGGGGACCCCAGAAAUUCUGGGGGAAAUAUGGGGUCCCUGCUGAAAAAGUUUGAAUACCACUGAGUUAGAGCAUGUUACUGCAGUCCCCCUCAUGCCCCAGUGUAAGAAGACAAACUGCUACUGCUGCCAAAACGAGAGAAAGAAAUCCCAUGCUUAUUCCUGAAGUGUACAACAAAACCGUAGUAUAGCUUAUCAGUAGUAUGAUCUGUUUGCCAAGGGGGCCACGCUCAGAGAGGAAGAAAGAGUGGUUGGAAAUGGAGAAGAGUAGUAUUGCAGAUGUGUGUGACCAGACCCAAUUGUGUUAGAUUAUGUGUGAGAUAUGUUCUGAGCAAAGUACAAAUAUUGUGUAGGGAAGCAGGAUAGGUAAAAACUUGGUUAUAAACCCCACUCAGAGGAGAAAAGUGUGUGGAAAUUGAAACAACGGGGAAGUCACACCUUAUUAAAAAUACACUUUUGAUGCUACUCUCACACCACAAAGGGGAAACACAGACACCACAAUCUAGACAUAUAGAAAAUGUCAUUCACUGUUCUGUUUGUGACAUCUCUCAUAUUAUAUUAUCAUAUGAUGAUGUUUUUACAGUAGGCCUAUUCUGGGAUCGAUUGAUGUCUCACUUGUGUUGGUGCUCACACUCAUUACAUAAUAAUUUUUUUUUGGCAUAGAUGAGAAUAGGCCUUCACCCGUAGGAAACCUUUCUGUGUCAACAUUUAGCUCAGUGCUUGUUUUUGUCUAGCAUUUGCAGGUGACAGGUUUCUGAUAUAGGUUUUACGUAAACUGUCUACUCCACAAACCCCACUUGACUGUGGUUCAACGGCUGAGUGCAGUUUUUGUCUGACUUCAAAGCAUGUAGCCAAUAGCUUAAUCAUGGGUUGCACUUCCAUCAUUCGUUUGCGUAGGGCCAUUGUUAUAAACGUUCUAAAGCUACUGUCCACCAUAUUGGUGCCCAAAAGUUGACUGAUGCCCAGUCAUUCUGAAAGGGGACUAAUGACUGUUUUGUCUAAAUUAAGAUUGCAUUGCUAAAGUAGGCAAAUAUUUGUAGGAAACAACUUUGCCAUCAUUAUCAUGUCGUCAAAUUUACUUUAGAGAGUUGGCAAUGUUGCCAUUAGCUAGCAAAGUUUGUCAAAAAUAGCUAGCAUUGUUAACGUUAGCUAGCUAAAAUCCUGUCCUAUCCCCUCAAUCUUAGGGCCUCUUUACACUACACUACUUUGACGACACAAACUAGUCCCAGGAAAUAUACUUUUGUAUAUUUAGACAGAUCUCUAGACAGAUCUAGAUUCAAAUCUUUCUUAAAGAGAUGUCUCCCACACGUCCUCCUGAGAUAGUAUGGGAGAUAUCUACACCACAUACCCCCCUAUGAGUCCUACAGCAUAAAGAUAAUGUCCCUGCAAGAAUGACCUUAAUACCAGUAGAAAGCAUUUUUUCUCUGUUAGCCAAAUUGUAAAUUAAAGGCUUUAAAAAUAUCCACAAAAAAUGUGUGAAUAAUGUCAUUGCAUUAAUCAAGUGUGCAACACUAUGCACAAUAUGGUUUAGAUGAGAAGCUCCUGUAUAUUUUGAAUUGGUAUUCUUAUUUUGUUUGUCUAUAUACUAUGGUAUUUGCGGUAUGUUAAUAGCUGCACUCACACAGGGAGCAGUAAUGUGGCUUUGGCCACACCACAUCUGAGGCUAGUGUGAACAGAAAAGUUGUCAAUCUGAUGUUGAAGAGAGAUAGAUCUCACUAAACAUAUUAUACUAAUGUAGCGAAAUCCACCCUUAGCUAGCUUCCAUGUAGCGGUGUAGCUAACUACUGGAACUACACACUGUUUUUGCAAAAAUAAAAUAAUAUAUGGGUGAAAUAGGCAAGAAUUUCCUUUUUUUCUCAGCAUCAGACCUGCAUAAUUAUUACUUGAAACAUAGUUUUUGUGUUUAUUAGACUAAAUUAAACAUUCUGUUACAUUUGACACAUAUCUGUACAAUUACUUCCAGGGGAGAUUCUCUCAUUAUUUACCGUCUUCUCUAAACAACACAUCUCCUAGACACCAUUCCUGUUCUUAGAUACACUUAUUCUUCUUUUUUUUUAUCAUUAACUAUUUCCUUAUCAAUAAAAACAUUUGCUCAGUCCUAAAAAUACAUUCAGUGUCCUUUCUUGAGUUCUUAUCAAUGAGAACACUCUUUUCCUUCCAACAGUCACACAGACACCAUUCACUGUGUCUUGUAUUCACUGAGUCUUCAAUGACAAGUGUGUGUUCUGAGGUCUCACAGAUGCAGACUUACCAAUGAAUGCAAUGCUAAUUCACUGUAAUCACACUAAUUCCCUUUUUGAGACCUAAAAUAUCUAUAUUGCAUUAGCUAUUCUUCAGAAGAUGUGUAAAACCCCUGUGGCUGCUGCCAAUUGUGAUCUACUUUACGUGUCUUACCACAGACACGCCACAGUCUUUUUUUCAAUUCCAACUAAGCUGUAGUAGCAGACAAGUGACCCCUACAUGUGUACAAGUUAAAGUGUUCGGGAAGCUACUCUCAAAAUAUAGUUUACCAAGCUACACUCUUACAAAAAAGGGUUCCAAAGGGGUUCUUCGGCUGUCCCCAUAGGAGAACCCUUUGAAGAACCCUUUUUGGUUGCAGGUAGAACCCUUCUGGGUUCCGUGUAGAACGGUUUCUACAUGGAACCCAAAAGGGUUCUACCUGGAACCAAAAAGGGUUAUCCUAUGGGGACAGCUGAAUAACUCUUUUGAAUGAAGAAUAAGUGUAUCUAAGAACAGGAAUGGUGUCUAGGAGAUGUGUUGUUUAGAGAAGACAGGGUAAAUAAUGAGAGAAUCGCCCCUGGAAGGAAUUGUACAGAUAUGUGUUUGAAAGAGUGACUGCAAUCGCCCUGGGACAGAUCGAUCCUGCUUUUCACAGAGAGAAGAAGUGUCUGGAACACUGAUUAAAGUUGAGCAGUAUUCAUGUUUUACACCUGUGUUGUUCUUCUUGUGUUUUAUAGAGGUCAAAGGUGAAACCAUACAGUAACAAUGGGGCCCAACCAGGGGUUUGGAGGGACCCUGUGUAUGAUCUUUCUCAUUGCCCUCUUUGCAUCAGGUAAGUUAACAUUUUAUUUGCAAUGGUCUACAAAUAAAGCAAAAUACUGUAUGAGAGGGAUUGAUGCUGCAGUGCAUAGACUGUUUCUUUAAAAUUCAAAAAGUAAAACGAUUGUCCAAACAGGAUCAGGGGAAAACGACAGGGACUUCAAAAUGUGUGGAACAUGGUGCCAUGGCAACGGGCUCUUAACUCUGGCUCACGAUUUGAAAAGGGGCUGUGGCACCAUCACCAUCUCAGCCAAUGAGAGCUCCCUGUCCAUCCGAGGUGAGAUAACGGCCCAAUGUGAGAACUCUUCUGUCAUCAAGCUGGGCCCGAGCCCAGAGGCAGGAGAGACACCCUUCUGUGUGUACUGGGAGCCCCUUCUGGACCAGCUCUGGGUAGAGGUGAAUGGACAGAACCACACUCUGUGCUGGCCGUCUGGUCUACAGGAGAACUGCUGCACUGACCUGUCCCAAGGCGGAAACAAAGGGACUGCGAUAUACGGGAUACUCAACGCGACACAACGGGAUGAUAUCCUAAGUUACCAAAGACGCCCAGCCUAUGAGUUUUUUGGCGGAAUUGUCAACUGCAGUAAGCAACACUUUGGGUUAUCUUGUCAGUUAUAUUGUCUGAUGAGGAAAUCAACUUUAAUAUGUUAUUGUUAAUCUAAGUACAUUUUGGGUGUGUUAUACAGUCUUGAAAAUAUAAAUACUAGACUGCCUCUGAAUGGAUUCUUUGCCUUUCAGAAAACGUGUUUUGUGAUGAGGCGAGUCAGGGAUCUGGUGAUAAGGUGAACGUGUACGUUUUACCUCUUUAUUUUGAAUUACACCCCUCCAUGUCAUCUCUUGAACUACUUUGUCCUCUAUGGCUAUGCCUAUCCUCUUGAGUUGACUAACCAGCAUGACAAAAUGUUGUUGUAAACAUGCUCGGGCAGUAGUGAAGUAUGAUGUCAUCCAUUAUGAGUGAGCCGCAGAGCUUAGGCCACAAACAGAAAAUUUAGCUCAGUGUGAUUAACAAAACAUCCAUCUAUUGCACACCAGUUUCUAUAUCACUAUCACAUGCCCAAAGGUAAUGUCUAUACUGUAUGUAAUGCAUAGAAACUACCUGUAUGAGAUAAAGUGGGUUGUAAAUACUGUGUCUGUAUUGGUCUGUAGGAUAGAGGAGACAGUGAUGAGGUCCAAGGUGCUGGGGAACGUUGUGCUGCCCUGUGCCCUGAGCUCUGUGGUGGAGAUGAAGGAAGGCUUUCAGGGCUACAACAUCAUUCUGCCUGUAAGACCACACACGUGCACAUACACACAUAAUGUUAUAUGAUUAUUAUAACUAACUUGUGUGUUGGUGUUGUGCAGGCGCCUCGAGGAGUUCCUCCUCAAAUGAUUCCAUCAGUUCACCUGCCUUCUUGUCUGAAACCUCCAGAAAAGCAAAAGGUCAAAGUUGUGUGCACGUACUUCAAAAACAGUACCUUAUUCCAGGUAAGAGCCAAUGGGUUUUCCACUUGGCUGCUACCCUAGUCAAUGUAAACUGUACAUUACAGUUUACACUAAAGCACCAAAACAUUUGUAAUCCAAGACUGGGUUUAAUCUGUGUCCAUAGAUUAUGAAAUGUAGUUGUGAUUCUGGUUGUUGUGUGUUCACAGGGGAGUUCUAAGGCGGACCAGAAUGACAUCAGGAUUCUAGAAGAUGUGGUGGGAAUCACUGUGGAGAAUGAGAUCAUCACCAACCUUCCAGAGCCAAUCAGGAUUGGUUUCCAUCAUUCUGUCAUACCAGUAAGUGUGUGUGUUUGUGCCUGAAUGCAUGUGUGUGUCUUAGUUUUAGACUUGAAGCACGCCGUUUUCUUCCCUUGAUGUAUUUUAUUGUCUCAGACUCUCAGAGCACAAACCACUUCAAAAGCCCUUUCAGAAGCAAAAGAAAACAAUGUGAAAGAUUUGUAGAAAAAGAUAUGUCCGCUUCAUCUCAGAAUUAGUCACUCUAGCAAUUGUACUGUAGCAAGUAGCUUUUUAUUCAAUACUGUACAUCACAGGGGUGUUGGCACUGAGUACAGUAGACAUGUAUCCUUUAACAGUUGUAUAGUUAGAGUUAAGCUAACUUUCUGUUGUAUGGUUGUAGUGUUUAGUGUUUCUGGACUUUAUCUCAGCAUCGUCUUAGUGUUAUCACUUUUAGAGAUUUUGAUUGAUACAGUUGCAUCAGUUAAAUUGAAACUGUUGUAUUCAGGUCAUUGCACACUUGAUCCUUUCUGUUCUGACUCAGUGUGUGAGUCGGUCAACAGUAACACUUGUAAAAUAUGAUUGAAGCUAAUCUUGCAUGCCAGACAUAUAUACAGUAUUCGGGAUGUGUUGUUCAGUAUCCAGGUCACCAUCUAGUGGUGAAUUAAAUAAGUACCUACUUGCCUCUCACCUCCCUUCUGUAACUUUUCUUUUUCAGACAACUCACUCAAGAAAAUGUGUUUCUUGGGACACAAAGAAAGGUUUGUAAAGAAGCGUGUUUAAACUUGGUUGCAAUAAUAGCAUACUUAUUUGUAUUAUUAUUAUUUGUAUUGAAUAUAGAGGAUUAAGGAUUAUAACCCGGGUCGCUGAUUGGCUGAAAGCCGUGGUAUAUCAGAUAAUAUACCACAUGUAUGACACAAAAGUACUUGUUUACUGUUGUAAUUAUGUUGGUAACCAGUUUAUAAUAGCAAUAAGGCACAUCAGGGGUUUGUGGUAUUUGGCCAAUAUACCAUGGCUAAGGACUGUAUCCAGGCACUUCGCAUUGCGUCGUUCCUAAGAACAGCCCUUAGCUGUUAAUAUGGCCAAAUACCACACCCCCUUGGGCCUUAAUGCUUAAUUAUGCAGUGUUUCCAGGCCUUGCUAAGGUCAUCGGUAUUGGUUUAAUUGUUGCAGAUCCAGCGGAGGUCACAUGGAAAAAGGAAGGUUGUGAGACCAUACAGAAAGGUGCAGAGGACACAGAGUGCCGCUGUAAUCAUCUCACAUACUUCGCCAUCCUAGUGGUGAGCUAUAACCUCUAUCUAGAAUAUUUUCAUUGGCAAUCAUUUGAAUAAAUCAAUAACAACUCAUCUCAAGUAGAUUGGUAAUGGUAAACUUGGUUUUGUCUUCUAUUCACCUCAGCAAUUGGAACCACGACCAGUGCGCCAUCUGGAGGCUCUAACUGCCAUUACAUCAAUUGGCUGCGCUGCCUCUACUUUGAGCUGUGUUGUCCUCAUCGUCUUCCUUAACAAUCAGCGGUACUUCUCCUUACAUGCAAUAGUCUGUCUCCCUGCAGCCUGUCCUACCCGUAAUAUAUCCUACAAGGCCUCAACAUGUGACAAUACUUCCUAAUCAUGUUGUGUAAAUAUCUCAGAGUUCAUGGGAAAUUCCAAAAUGUCUUUAAAAAAUAAGAUAUGAGUGAUAUGUUUCAUAACAGUUACCCACUCUCUCUUUGUCUAUCUAUUUCUCUCCCUCCAUCCCUCCCUCCCUCUCUCUCAUUCACUCACUUUCUCUCCUCUUCUUGCACUGUGGCAGGAGAGCAAAGGACCCGUCCACUGCGGUCCAUCGGGGUCUGGCCAUGGCACUGUUCCUUCUUAGCCUCCUCUUCUUCCUGACAGGAACUUUGGCCAACGUGGGAGGGAACAAGGCAUGCUGGGUUUUUGGGGCGGCUCUCCACUAUGCUCUGCUCAGUUCCUUCUCCUGGAUGUCUAUUGAAGUGUUACACACCUUUUGGUUGGUCUACAUGGUGUUCAGCCCCUCCCCCAAGCCUUACGUCUGGCACCUGGUUGGCUUUGGUGAGUGGAAACAUACACAAAUAAUUGGUUUAUAUUCCACUACCCAUUGUGGGUAGAUGAAUACAAUUCACUUGAAUACACAUUUAAGCCAUUGACUGUUACCAUCAUUGUGAUCCUCUGUCCAGGUAUCCCAGCUGUUCCUGUCAUUGUACUGCUUGCCAUUGGAAAAGUCUAUGGUGUGAUAGAGGUUGUGUCCAGUGAUGAUGUCAACAACCCCUUCUUGAUGUAAGUGCACUUUGGAUCUACUGCCCCUGUAAGAUGAACAGUAGAUCAAGUUUUGACAUUUGACUGAGGUGAGUCCCCUGUAGCUCAGUUGGUAGAGCAUGGCGCUUGCAACGCCAGGGUUGUGGGUUUGUUUCCCACGGGGGGCCAGUAUGAAAAUGUAUGCACUCACUAACUGAAAGUUGCUCUGGAUAAGAGCGUCUGCUAAAUUACUAAAAUGUAAAUGUGAUGUUAGCCCAGUGAUUCAUGCUUUUUCACCAUGGUCUUCUAGGUGCUGGAUGGAUGUCUCUCCAGGCUCUGUUGGCCUACUAGCCCAUUACUUCAUCAACCUGACCUUCCUGGCUGUAGUGGUCCUCUCUGGUCUGAUCAUGCUAUUCCUGGUCCUGAGAAAGAUCCAGAACCGAGACGAGUGGAGGAAGAACAAGGUGGCGUUCCUCAGUAUCUGGGGUCUCAGCUGCCUGUUCGGGACCACAUGGGGCCUGGGAUUCCUAGACUUUGGACAGCUCUCUGAGUUCAUCCCCUUCCUCUUCUGCAUCCUCAACUCCCUACAGGGUAGGUCCACCUCUGUUGAGUCUAUCAAAAGGUUAAUAUGGUCACAUGACCAGAGGAGGCUGUCAGAGCCAACUGUCCAUUGUGUUGCUUUGAAACAAUGCCCUGUAAAAGUGUUCUGUUUCAACAGCGUAUCAGGAGAAAACCUCCCUGCAACCAGUUUCCGUUUGUAUUCACUAGCUAGUAGCUACAUGCUUAAAUUAGAAGCUGGUGUAUAGCUCUGUCUGCUAGAAGUUCACAAAAAAGCUGCACUUUAUUGCUGGUGUGACCUUUUUAAAAUACCUAUAUGGAUUUGUUUCCAUGUAAUUUGCUUCACUACUGUUGGAAUAAGUGACAUUCAACAAGCAUUUAGCUGUUACAGAUAUCUUAGAAUGAUGUUGAUUAUAGGCUGUUUUGAAUUCAGAAUCUGGAAUCUAAUUCUGGAGCAUAAAUUCUAGCUUCUGUAAUGUAUUAUUGGUCCAUCACAGAAUAAUCUGAAACAUUGUGUGGUCUGUCCCAUAGGUUUCUUCCUGAUGCUCCGAUUCUAUAUUCUUGAGCGGAUGCGGAAACAGUCGGGGUCUAGUUUGGAAUGGUAGCAGUAGUACAGCAUCAUCCACCAGGCAACACAUGCUGCAGGAGAAGAGCUGAGCUGGGGUACCCCUCUUUUUGUAGGGUAAAGGAGGAGCAAUGUACCAAACUCUGUCACUCAGAACAUUCCAACUCUGGGGUUGAGAUUCAGAAUAUUGCAAUGUACAAGCCAUUUCCAUACACAUAUCUGAGUGACUGUAAAGAACGACUGUCAAAAUUAAAGCUUAAAGCUAAAGUCUGCAUAAGGUGAAACAGCGCCACUGGUCGCCCCAGCCGCAUUUGUUAUUCUUUUUGUUUUUGAAACGGGGCAGAGAUGCAUCCUGCAUCUUGAUAAAAAAUAUUAUAGUACUCUGCUGAUCUAUCUCAUGUGCAAUUGAAAAAAAUGGGUGUUCGUUGUUUGAAGUAACGUCUUUGUUGUUGUAAUAUUGCAAACGGAUGUGGCAGUUUCACCACUACGGAUCUCAGCUUUAAGCCCCAGGGCGACCCUUGAUAAGCUUGUUUUAUUCUGUGUAAGCUUAUUAUUUCAUAGAUAUCAGUCAUUUCAAACUUUUGAAGUAGCACUUUAGUUUCUUAGCCUUGUCGUUUACCCAUUAAUCAUGUUAGAAUCCCAUAUGUAAGAAACUUUCAUACAUAGUUUUCCAGAGAAUGGCAGCCCAUACAUCAGUAAUAUGAACGUUAGAAGAAGUUAGAAGAAACUGAAAUGUGCUGUAUGGGAGACAUUUCAAUGAAGAUUGUGGAUAUUGGUAGGUGAUUUGUAAUUUACAAUGUCUCUAAAACUAUGUAUGACUAACUGUUUCAGUGAGUUUUCCAUCUACUUCACUCAGAAAAGGACUCAUAGAAGUAGCAUGUCUGCUGUCUUUCAGAUGAUGGCCUAUGACAUUUGGUUGAAGUUGGCAACUUGCUCUAUUCUGUGUCAGACACACUGUAUAUUCAGAUCAUAGUUACUGGACUAUGUUUUGCACUUUAUUUUUUCACUUGUACAGAGAUGUAUUUUUAGAAAACAUGACUGGUUGUGUCACUGCCAUUAUUGUGUGUAUAUAUUUUGUAACUUUUGAAAACGUAUUGUAAUAUUGUAUUUGUAUAUUUGUGUGGAUGUAAAUGUAUGUUGCUUCAAUAAAAGUUUACUGUAUAAGAAAAGAACACAAGGACCUUAGUUUGAAUGUAUAACUACAAAAAUAUGUAAUAAUUGUUAUCUCUACAAUUCAUAAGUGAAAUACCUGCAUUGUAUACAACUACAAUGAGUGUACAAAACAUGAGGAACACCUGCUCUUUCCAUGACAUAGACUGACCAGUUGAAUCCAGGUGAAAGCUAUGAUCCCUUAUUGAUGUCACCUGUUAAAUCCACUUCAAUCAGUGUAGAUGAAGGGGAGGAGACAGGUUAAAGAAGGAUUUUUAAGCCUUGAGAAAUGGAUUGUGAAUGGGCAAGGCAAAAUAUUUAAGUGCCUUUGAACGGGGUAUGGUAGUAGGUGCCAGACGCACUGGUUUGAGUGUGUCAAGUACUGCAACGCUGCUGGGUUUUUCGUGCUCAACAGUUUCCUGUGUGUAUCAAUAAUGGUCCACCACCCAAAGAACAUCCAGCCAACUUGACACAACUGUGGGAAACAUUGGAGUCAACAUGGGCCAGCAUCCCUGUGGAACAAUUUUUUUUCACCUUGUAGUCCAUGCCCUGACAAAUCGAGGCUGUUCUGAGGGCAAAAGUGGGUGCAACUCAAUAUUACGAAGAUGUUCCUAAUAUUUGGUGCACUCAGUGUAUGUUGACGCUGUAGCUCUGGUUUACAGUAAAUUGCAGAGGUUCCAAGGAAAACACUGAGUGUAUCAUGAUUGCUCAGUUGCAGAAUGAUUACAGUGACAGUGUGGAAACUUGCACAACAGGGUUUUUACGUGGCCACACACUGGGUUACUUUCAGAGUGACAGGGAGCAGGGUAAAUGCACUGUAAAAACACAUGAUGGACAAGGGUGGAGGAGAAUGAGGAAGUAAGCCAUCAAACUGAUACUUAUGUCUCUUUUAGCCUGUCAAUGAGAUGUCCAUUCUUAAGUAGAGGAUUUACUAUAUUUAGCCUACAUUAUAAUUUACUGUUACCAGACUUAGAUACAGCAAACUAAUUGUGUCCACACCAUCUCCCUGUGUUUUUAAUACACAAAGCCAGGUGUGAGUAAAACAUAGUGUUUAACAAGACACAGUCCUCUUUUCAUACCCACAAACAUUUCAACCUACCCAUUGUGGACUCAUCCAUUGUAGCCUAUUGUUAAAAAGGUAACACCCUAACCACAUCUUAAAGUAAACGGAAUCAGCACUAAAGAUAGACACAUAGGCCAUGCUGUUCUCUAUUUCUGUUUCACACCUCCAUCACCUGUCUACCUCAUCAGUCCCAACAAAUAUCACUUCCUCUGUGUCUGAGUCAUCAAAGCCAGUCAUAAACUCAUCACAUGGAGAAAAUGAUGAUCCAAGUCAGAUAGAUUCAAAUCAAAGAUGUGUAUGAUGAGCCCAGAGAUGACCACUUCCAUGAGCAUUGUGACUAUUGCGCACCAUUUCCCCUUAUAAACUCUCUCACGUUGCUAAAGACAGUCGGACACCGACUUAUAAAACAUUGUAAAAGUGAAUGUCUACGCAUUUAAUGGCUGAAACAUAUUAAUGGCUCAGCCAUAUCCACUCCCAGGUAGCUCAUUACAGUAAUGUCGAUAUUUUCUCUACCUUUGAGUAUUUUAGUUAUUAAGGCUAAUAUGGCUGUAUCACUUCCCUGUUCUCCAGACCAGAGCUGUGUUCGAAUACAUAAAUUAACAUACUGUACACUACAUACUUAAUAUAUACUACAUACUCCAUUUACGUCACAAAUAGUAUGGUUAGUGGGGUUAGUAUGAGUAUUCGAACUCAGCUCAGGAGAUUGGCUAGGGGGUGGCGCGCGUGCCACUUUAGGAGCGCGAGUUUGAGAACGAGCGAAAUAGCAAUGGCGUCUUUUUGUAGGCACUAACUCCGCCAUGGUUCGUUGGACAAAGCCUAUGUGGAAAUAUAUGGCGUUUUUGUAGGGUUUUGUGAUAAACGCCGAAAAUAAGGUAUGAGGUUUAGGAGAUGAUCAAUGUACUGCAUUGAUCCGCUCCAACCACCCCCGAAGUGCCUUUCAUUGUUGACCAAUCACAGUAGAAAACGUCGCCUGCGUGGUGAAACGUCACAGUUAACUUUCCCACUCUAGCUAGCUGGCUAAUGCAAGGUCCGGCAUCCAUUCUGCGGAAUGAAAUUCUAACACUGGUUUGCCCUUUUCUUCCAUGAACUGUUCAAUUUCUUCUCGUAAAUCAAAGAAAUGCCUCAGCACAGCACCUCGGCUUAACCAUCUUACCUCAGUGUGGUAUGGCAGGCCAUAGAUGUGGUCUUUCUCUCUGAGAAGGCUGUCAAACUGAUGGUGAUUCAGGCUUCUGGAUCGGAUGAAAUUAACAGUUUGGAUGACCUUCAUGACGUUAUCCAUCUUUAAUGACUUGCAACACAAAGCCUCCUGGUGCAAAAUACAGUGAAAAGUCAAAAAAAUCACGUCCUCCAUUUGCAGAUUGCACUUUCUCUCUGAACUUUGUCACAACGCCUGCUUUUUUCCCGAUCAUUGAGGGCGCACCAUCUGUAGCCAGGCUGACAGCGCGGGACCAGUCCACUCCGACCCUGUCCAGCGCGCCGACGAGUGCGGUAAAAAAUAUCAGCUGCUGUCGUUGUAUCUGUCAUCGGCACCAACUCCACGAACUCCUCGUGACGGUCAAUGUGUCAUCAACUCCGCGGAUGAAAAAAUGGCCAGUUGUGCAACAUCUGUAAUGUCCGUGCUUUCAUCAAUUGCAACCGAAAACGCAAUAAAUGACUUUACUUUUUGCUUCAACUGGCUGUCCAAAUCCACUGAAAGAUCGGAAAUUCUGUCUGCAACUGUGUUUCUUGUCAGGCUGAUAUUUGCAAAAGCCUGCCGCUUUUCAGGGCACACAAUCUCCGCUGCCUUCAUCAUGCAUGUUUUUACAAAUUGACCCUCACUAAAUGGUUUUGAAGCCACUGCGAUUUCAUUAGCAAUGAGGUAGCUAGCUUUCACUGCAGCGUCACUGAUGUCUCGGCUGUGAGUAAACACAGACUGCUGUUUCUUCAGACCCGCCAACAGUUCAUUCACCUUCUCUCAUCUCCACUGUCCUUGAAAGUUGUCACAUUUGUCGGCAUGAAGACUCACAUAGUGGCGACGAAGGUUAUAUUCUUUCAGCACUGCAACAUGCUCUGAACACACCAAACAUACAGCUUUCCCAUUCAAUUCCGUGAUUAAAUAGGAUGACCAUUUUUCUUGGAACACUCUGCACUCUGCGUCCACUUUUCUCUUUUUUGACAGAGACAUAUUGGGGGAAUGAGGGUGCCAAAGCACAUAAUGUUAAAAGUAGAAGCCGUAAUAAAUAUCGCGGGCAAAACAAAGUAGCUCAUUGGCUGCACGUGCUUGACCUACUUGCUCUGCCCCGGUAUAAACAGUUUGCUUGCUUAACACAAUUGCUAUUGCGCCAUUCAGUGGACGCAAUUGGAACAGCAGUUUAUUUUAUUGAAAAAUUGCAGCGCAUUUUUAUACUUGACAAUUAUUAAUGAAUUUUUUAUAUUUUUUUUUAUCAUCUCGCGGGCCGGAUUAAACCCGUUUGCGGGCCUGAUCCGGCCCGCGGGCCGUACGUUUGACACCCCUGCACUAGCCGCUUUGACAAGUGGUGUACUCCGCAGGCUACUCUGCGACAUUACGCUGUCUGGCUAAAAAGCGCUUGUUGGGCACAGCGACUGGGGAGUUAACUUUUUUGGCAAUGUGAUAUCCCAUUCAUACCCAGACGAAAAGGCACCAACUUUACCAUGCCCCCAACUUAAUAUUGCCUUUUCUUCAUAUCUGAAAGGUAUUGCCGGUAACAAAGCCUGUACUUUUAUUUCCAAGCGAGGAAGUCAUGAUUGCGGUAUUAGGCUAUGUUUAAAAGUCCCGCCAACGCCUCAGUAUCGUCGCCUUUCAUUUACCGGCUUUGUCACACAUUAAAUCAUGAACAUUCUAUUGUUGUCUGACAUCAAACUUUUCCCUGUCAAUCACAAAGCUUAACAGAAAAUGCUUUAAUGCAUUUAUUCUCUCCAUUUAAAUAUAUUCUAACUUAAACUACAAAUCUGUCUUCAGCCAAAAUAACUAGUGGGGAGUUUGAAAGGAAAGAAAGCAGGCGAUGGUGUGAUAACAUUGACUGGUGAUGAUCAAUGUACUACAGUAGCCUAUCAGGCCUAAUAAUUAUCCAAGGAAUUAUGGGUUAAUAUGAAUGAGCAUCUUCAGCUACACAUUUUCAGAUGAGCACGUGCACAAUUCAUUCAGGUCACCCAGGUCAGAUUUCUUUACACAAUUGGAAAGAGCAGAUUCUAAGUUACAGGGACCUACAAACUCAACAAAAAAAAAAUCAGGGUAUGGGCUCUGACAGCAGUUCUGUUCCUGUGACACUCAAGUUGUUUUAUUCUGUUACAUUCCAUUAUUUUCUUACUGUAAAAUAUAUGUGUGUUGACUGUGAUCAGUGCAGGGGCAUGUCUUGUCUGUUUAAUGAACAAAAUACUAACUAUUGAUUUCAUUUGCAUGGCACAGCCAUGCAGCCUAUAGGCUGCACAGACCAGUAACAUCAUUAAACUCAAAAUAUGCUAUUCUAUUUUUUUUAGUCUUAUAAUAUUUCUUAGAACCUGCCUAAAUGAAUAAAUAAUGGAUUCUUUGUGAUGGUGUACAGUAUAUUCAAUGGAUUUAUUAAAAUAGACUCCCACCCACAUCAGCACAUACUCCCACUGGUAACCAACAGGUGUCGGCAUGCGAACAGGAUGUGUAAAAGGCUUAUGCUGGCAAGAAUGUGGUAAAAAUGGAACUGUUUGAAAGGUGCUCAUAUAAACAUUGGCCUAUACCAAUCUCUCCUUUGACCUUGAAACAGUGUCCCAUCAGCUUUUCAUUUAGGGGCAAUUCCAUGGUAACGGAAUUACGCUGAGACUCCAUUUUGUCACUUACAAAUGUAUGCCAAACACAUUUUUUAUUUAAAAUGUUAACAAACCAUACAACUCUAUGCACAAUGGCUACUUUGAACAAUUUACACAGUAAAACAAACAAACAAAAAACAUUUACUGGAAAAACUGUGCAAAUGCAAAGUUUGGUAACAUAAUUAGUUUUAUUCUGUUACCAAACUUGGUAUCUGCACAGUUCUCCUGUAAAUGUGUUUUUGUAAAAUGUUCAGUGGAAAUUGUUAAAAGUAGUCCUUGUGCAUAGAGUUCUAUGGUUUGUUAAACUCUGAAAUCAAUGGUUUUUGUUGGUAUACAUUUUAAAGUGAAUGAAUCUCAGCAUAAUUCCGUUACCAUGGAAUAAUUGCCUUUAGGCUACGUUGUUCCCACAACUACUUAAUUCCUGACUGACAAAAGUGAAAGUGAAAGGGUGUAAAGGGAUUUCCCAUGCCUCCUGUAGAGGGCUGUUAGGUGACAGAGUUGGGAAAUUCCAAGUUGACUUCACACAUUCUCAGACUGAAGGAGUUGUUCAGGCACACCCGUCGCUAUGGGCGGGCCAUAGGGGGCCGGGCCCCCCCCCCCCACUUGAGGGAAUUUAUUAUUAAAUAUAGGUACUGUAGGCUAAUAAUAAUUGUGCCGUGCCCUCCCAUGCAUUGCAUAUGCCCCCCUUAAGACUGAGGUCUGGCGAGGGGUCUGUGUUCAGGUGUCAGUACCCACUAGGCACAGAGGUCAGUUUAACAUUUGGUUGAAUUCAUCGUGAAAUCAUUGGACUUGUCAUUGGACUUCGGUUAAAUGUCAUUGGACUUCGGUUAAAAGUUGGGAGAAAAAAGACAAAAUGCCCUUAUAUUGAUGACAUUUUGCAAAUCCAAUUAGUUUUCCACAUUGAUUCACUCUCUCUCUCUCUCACUCUCUCUCUCUCACUCUCUCUCUCUCACACUCUCUCUCUCUCUCUCUCACUCUCUCUCUCUCUCUCUCUCUCUCUCUCUCUCUCUCUCUCUCUCUCAAAUGGAAGUGAUGCCACCGCCUUUAUCUGUUUUUACACCAUUGACAGUAAAAAAAUGACUUCAUCCCUCAUUUUAUAGCCUACUGUAGCUAGCCAGGGGAUUUCCCUGAACAAAGCAACCAAUCGUGUAGAUGUAAACACACUGUCAUCAUAGCACGCCCAACUCGCUGCUUGCUGUUCAAUUUGUCAGUGCAGUGAAAGACAAAUAGAUUAAUUCAUGGCAGAGCAACAACCACAAUAAAACUAAGUUCUAUUAUUAUUGAGUCGACUGGUUUCUGUUCCUAUCAGAUGGCGGUGGAAACUGUUCGUGAAGAGGACGUGCUAAAUGUGAUCUUGUGCCGAACUAGCACAGGCGGGUGUCUUCGGGGUACUUACCGGAGAACAGAGCUACAAGUGUCAAUCAAGCUCCUGUCGUCUCGCACUGCAGGUCGAAGGUAAAGUUGGCAAAUCUCAAGCUCAAAUUCUAUGACAAAAUCUAUCUCUCUCUCAAUUCAAUUCAAGUCAAAGGGCUUUAUUGGCAUGGGAAACAUGUUUAGAUUGACAAAGCAAGUGGAAUAGAUAAUAAACAAAAGUGAAAUAAACAAUCAGAAAUGAACAGUAAACAUUACUCACAAAGUGUUCUAAAUAAUAGAGACAUUUUAAAUGUUUUAUUAUUAGCCAUGUACAGUGUUGCAACAAUAUGCAAAUAGUUGAAGUAGGCUAUGAAAGGGAAAAUAAAUAGACAGAUAAAUAUAGUUUGUAUUUACAAUGGUGUUUGUGCUUCACUGGUUGCUAUUUUUUGUGGCACAAAUCUUGCUGCUGUGAUGGCACACUGUGGUAUUCCACAUAAUAGAUAUGGGAGUUUAUCAAAAUGUGAUUUGUUUUCAAAUUCUUUGUGGGUCUGUGUAAUCUGUGGGAAAUAUGUGUCUCUAAUAUGGUCAUACAUUUGGCAGGAUGUUAGGAAGUGCAUCUCAGUUUCCAUCUGUAUUCUCUCCAGAGCCAGGUCUGCCUAUGGCCUAUGGCCGCCUUUCUCAAUAGUAAGAGUUAUGCUCACUGAGUCUGUACAUAGUCAAAGCUUUUGUUAAUUUUGUGUCAGUCACGGUGGUCAGGUAUUCUGCCACUGUGUACUCUCUGUUUAAGGCCAAAUAGAAUUCCAGUUUGCUUAGUUUUUUGGUUAGUUCUUUCCAAUGUGUCAAGUAAUUAUCUCUUUGUUUUUUCAUGAUUUGGUUGGGUCUAAUUGUGUUACUGUCCUGGGGCUCUGUGGUGUCUGUUUGUGUUUGUGAACUGAGCCCCAGGACCAGCUUGCUGAGGGGAAUCUUCUCUAGGUUCAUCUCUCUGUAGGUGAUGGCUUUGUUAUGGAAGGUUUGGGAAUCGCUUCCUUUUAGGUGGUUGUAGAAUUUUAAGGCUCUUUUCUGGAUUUGGAUAAUUAGCAGGUAUCGUCCUAAUUCUGCAUGCAGUCUCAAUUUGGUGUUUGUCUCCAUUUUGUGAAUUCUUUGUUGGUUAAUGGACCCCAGACCUCACAACUGUAGAGGCCAAUUGGUUCUAUAACUGAUUCAAGUAUUUUUUGCCAGAUCCUAAUUGGGAUGUCAAAUGUUAUGUUCCUUUUGAUGGCGUAGAAGGCCCUUGCUUUGUCUCUCAGAUAAUUCACAACUUUGUGGAAGUUACCUGUGGUGCUGAUGUUUAGGCCAAGGUAGGCAUAGUUUUUUGUGCGCUCUAGGGCAACGGUCUCUAGAUGGAAUUUGUAUUUGUGGUCCUGGCAACUGAACCUUUUUUGGAACACCAUUAUUUGUAUUAUAGGUGCUGCUGUAGGCCCUUCUUUGUUGGGGACAGAUCAUCAGCAAACAGUAAACAUUUUACUUCAGAUUUUAGUAGGGUGGGGCCAGUUGUCUCUCUCUCUCUCUCUCUCUCUCUCUCUCUCUCUCUCUCUCUCUCUCUCUCUCUCUCUCUCUCUCUCUCUCUCUCUCUCUCUCACACAACUUUCUAAAAGAUGACAAAUCUGUCACAUCAUGGUGAUUACUUGUUUAGUGUAAACAAAAGCCUUGUGAACCAAGACCACUUCAGCAGGUGUUUGUGUGUUUAUAUUUGUUUACUGCAUAUGUUUGUAUGUGGUGUGUUGACUGUGCGUUUUGUUCUGCCCCAGUGAGUGGACUGAGUGGAUGAGAGACGUGGAUGUGGUCAGACAAGUCCAUUCAGAGCGGGUUCUGGUUCCACUGGGUGUGUACAAGGCCUGGUGUCUGAUGGGCCUGCUGUAUGACUGGAUGCCUGAAGGCUCUCUGCACUCUCUACUAUACCAGGUCAGUGUAAUAUAUGAGCACUCAGUCUAACUCAAAUAUGAAUAUGCAUGUAUAGUGUGUGGCAGUAGGCUAAUUGAUUAAUUUAAAUAGGUUCUGCAUCUUUUCCCUUGGUUGUGGCCUACAGUAUACACAGAGUAUACCAAACAUUAGGAACACCUUCCUAAUAUUGAGUAUUGCCCAUUCACCCUCUGAAUGGCACACACACAAUCUGUCUCAAUUGUCUCAAAGCUUAAAAAUCCUUCUUUAACCUGUCUCCCCCCCUUCAUCUACACUGGUUUAAGUGAAUUUAACAAGUGACAUCAAUAAGGGAUCAUAGCUUUCACCUGGAUUCACCUGGUCAGUCUAUGUGAUAGAAAGAGCAGCUGUUCUUAAAGUUUUGUACACUCAGUGUAUGUCAACAAACUGGUGGUCAGAGCUUCGAUAGACACAUAUAAAGUUAAUCAAAUAAUGUCCUUCUUUUGAUUGCUUUAUUUACAAUUCCCGUGUUUUCAAGGAGAACAUUGCUAAGCUUGUCGCCCACAUGCUGUGUCUGGAAAGCCCCUGGCUGAUGCAAAAAGAGAUCCAUCUGUCACUGCCUUAUUUACACAAAGAGCUCUUCCUGGUUCAGGAGAAAGUGCCCUGGCUGGAACAUAACGUCAGACAGUAGACAUGUGACUUAAUUCCAAUGCACAUGACUUAGUCUAUCUGUGGUUAAACUGUAUUUACAUAUAAUAAGUUGGGUCGUGAUCAGGUUGAAUUCUUUAGGAUUUUCAGUUCACAAUUUCAACUUUGUGUUGUCAUGUGCUUUUUUCCCCACUAGUCAUUUUCAGUUCCCCUUUAUUUAUUUAUUUGGAGAGUUUAUACUGAAUCUGUUGAAUGAUUGCAACCCUUGUUAUCCCUGUCAGACCCAGCUGUAUCCAGGUCUACCGAUGAGUUUCAGGCUUGGCAUCCUAUUAGAUGUGGCAGAGGGGUUGUGCCACCUCCACUGCAUACCACUCCCCCACCAGGCCCUGAAACCCACCAAUGUUCUCCUGGACCAGCAGUACCGGGCCAAGGUAGAGAACAGUGACUGAUAACUGACCCAAUCCUGUACUACAGAGACAAAAGCCUUCUCUCUGAGUGGUGAAACUAAUGUGAGAAAGAACUCCAUUUGAUUGAUGGUAUAUGAGCCAUUGGAUAUGGUGUAUUGUGAACGGUUACAGGUGCAAGCUUUACAGUGUACGUAUGUGGGUUUGAGUCUGUGUUAGAACAGGUGUUUUUUGUCGAUUUGUAUGUGGGUGUUUAUGUUCAUGUGUGUUGUCGUUUAUGUUAAUGUGUGUGGGUGUUCAUGUUCCUACCUGCAGGUGAGUGACUGGGGCCUGCCCAGGGAGUGGAGGGUUGGCUCCUCUCUCUCUGCUGGAGGAGGGCCCUGCUUCAGGGACUUGGUAUACCUGUCUCCUGAGGCCCUGACAGGGACCACACCCUCUGUGGAGGCAGACAUGUACAGGUGAGAUCACCUUUCAUGAUCCUGCCACUUCAAACAGUCAUAUUCACCAAUGAAAUGUACCAGGUGGGGCAGGAGGGGUUUAACCACUUUUCUACAGAUGCCUUUACUAAUGAACAUGCAGUUACCCAAUGAAUAUCUUCUCUCUUUAGCUUUGGUGUGCUGCUGUGGGAGACUUUGAACAGAAGGCAACCAUGUGGAGGUGUGUUUCUAUAUCUUUCCGUCUAUUCAAAGCACAGCUCUGUUUCUAUCAGAGGAGACUAGGUUAUACCUGGCCGUAUGUCAUACAGUCUCAAUAUUUUAUUACAUUUGUAACUUGUAAGACAUCAUGUCAUUGUCUAUGCCCAAGCAGAUUUGCUCCAGCUGCUUUCAGGUGAGGAUGGGGUUGAUUCAGGCUUGGAGGAUGAGCUGCUACCCAAGCAUGUGCCCCACUGCCAUACCCUCUCCCAGCUGAUGAACAACUGCUGGAGCACUAACCCACACAGCCGUCCAACAGCAGAGGGUGAGUCUGUCUGUGAGGGUGAAUCAGAGUAUAGAUAGACAGUGGUGAAGAGAGCAGCUGUGCCUGGACUUUGUGAUCUCUCCUUACAAGUCCCCCUUCCUUGACUGGUUACCCACCUGCCUGUUGAGGACAAGUGACAGGCACAACCACUUGCAGCACCCACCUCCUCUCUGUUCCACACGCCAGGACUGGGAGAUACAAUCCCAUACCCUACUUCUGCCAUCUAAAUUGUGUGUAAUUGUUUAUUAUCUGAUGUUAGUCCAUAUCCAUGUAUUUAAUUGCCUAUGACUGCCAUGUGUAUAUAAAAACAAUCUUGAAAUGUUGGUGCAUUAUGGUCAAUGUGAUGUUUACUUGGCAGACAUCUUUUUCAUGUCCUCUUCUUGCUCUCUGUCCACAGACUGUGCAUUGGAACUGAGGAGCGCCAUAGCAACCUUUGAUCCUGAUGCCAUGACAAGGGCUAUCCUCAGGGUGAGGGAAAGCAAGGUACUGAUCAUCCUUAUUUAAUAAGUUCUAAUAUUACACUCCGAAGUCCAAUAUUCUCUGUUACCACAACCCUGAUCUGCUAUCGGUUUGUUUUGACUGAGGGAAUCAGGAUAUGUUUAAUGUGGUUUUAAUCUCUCAACAGUUACCACUGAUAACAGUCUCUCGUCAUGAGCAAACAUGUGUAUGCGUCUUCUGUCCCUUUACCAGGAGAGGGCGCUACAUGACUCUAAAAUACAUCCUGUGAAGGAUAUUCCCAUUGAGAUAAACAACCUAGAGGUGAGCUUGGUUCACAUUUUUGUGGUAUUAUGAAUGUACUUAAUGCUUGUGAAGUCUAUUACAUUUAAAACAAUAUUUACAUAUCUCAUUACUAGGCCUGCGCUGGUUCCGGAGACACUAAAUGUGUGGGCAACAAGACACUGCCUUUACCACAGACUACCAGCCCUAGUGAAACACUCCCUAGUCCCCCUACAGCCAUAUAUACAGGGGAAGCACCCCAGAGGAGGCACUGUCAGGGUAAGAACUUCAAACUGAUCGAUAAUGAGAGCAGUUUGUGAAUGUGCUCAGUUUGUCAGUGAAACCACCCUGUUGUUUAUCUUCUUUAUUAAGUCAUGAUUAAUUUAUACCUUAUCCCGAACAGUAUAACAGCAACAUGUGUCUCUCCCCAGACUGUGUGACUGGCUCUGUGGUGUCUUCCAGCAGUGGCCCGGUUCCUGAGCAUCCCAGAGGGACAGGAUGCGUCUCCCAGGGACAAAGACAGAGCCUACCACCCCCACUCUCCUCCAGCCCCUCCAAAGCCCUCAGACAGAGCCCUCUCAACCAGCCCACUGCCAGCUCCCAUGGUAGGAAAUGUGUUUAAGCUUAGACCUCCCACCUAUUACCCAGUUUUGUUUGCAAACUUAUGUACAGUGCCAGACUGUAGCUAUCUAGAAUUUACUUAUCUUUUUCUAUCAUGUUUCUAAAAUGUUGCUGAAAAAGGUGAAGAGAACGUAAAGCAAUAUGAAAGUGAGUAGACGUUAGAAACAAUGCCUCCCUCUGUGUGUUUGUAUGUGCACAGUAAGCAGUUUUGGGGAUUGCUGGUUUCCUGCAUGGCCAUCCUUUCACAGUCUUAUCUGUAUCCAAUGCAUUUCCUCUCUUGAGAAUCUUUGUUUCUCUCUAUAAGUUGUCUGUUGUCCCAGUAAAUGCUCUGAGUCAAAAACAUUUUGUCUUUUAAAAAGCAAUACAUGGCUACCACACAUUUAAAGUGUGUUGAAUAAGAGGGUAACUUGUCUAGUAGGGCUAUGAAUUCAGUGAAAUAAUCUACUGCACAAAUUACUGUCUUUCAUAUCAGAUAGCUACUACUUCUCUCUUGUCCUCUUUCUCUGAGUUGUCUUAGUAUUUUUCUGAAGGUCCUCUCUACAUGAUUUGUGUUUUAUGAGUGUGUGAGAGAUGUGAUAUUAUAGUUUUUGUACCAUCCCUGAAACUUCACCCUCCCUUCUUGUCAGCAGCUGCACGGUGUGUGACUCCGACGGCGGUGAGCUGUUGUCGUAUCCUGCGCGAGAGGCGUGAGGGCAUAAUUCGAGGCAUGACGGAGGGACGACUCAACAACCUGUUGGAUGUGCUCAUCUCACGGCGGGCCCUUCCCCUGGAGGCCUAUGAGGUCAUCUCUGCCUCUCUGACACUGACUGCUCGCACACGCUCCCUACUGGACACCUGUGCCUGUCUGGGGGAACACGCAGCUUCCCUGGUAGCUACCACCCUCGGUCUGAUGUCCAUUGCCACCAAUUGUGGCCCUCCACAGAUGUCUCACUGAAGGUGGAUGGAUGGUUAUUAGAAUGGGGGUUGUGUAGUGAUGGGCCCCUAACCAAAUGUAUCUGUUCACUGUUUAUCAUGUCAUACUGUAUCUCAGAGAGUCAACUGAGACUGGAGCCUUGGAGUGAAGAGCUGAGGAACCCUAACCAAAUCUAUUCUAUACUGACUCAGGUCUAAGACAGACCACAGUCCAUCAGAGUGAAUAUCAAUUGGAGAACCUGAGAUUCCUAAUUUCAUCAGAACAGCUGCAAUGACUCAUCUAUAUCCAUAGAGAUCCAUGUUGGUGACACACCCAUCCAUGCCUUUGAAGUCUGAGUAUUCAGUCAGAGUGGUGCUACCUCUGAAGUUGAUGUCAAUAAUAUGUUUGAUUAGAGGACGCUUCUGUGACAGUAAAAUUAUAGAAACAAUGUUGGAGAGAAACCAAUGAAAGGGAAUAGCUGUGUGGAUGAUUAGGAGUGAUUAAUCUGCUUUGAUCAUGUUUAUGACCCAUCACUAGCGAUAAUGAGUGUUAACUAUGUGUUGAGGGAGUACUGAGCUAGCACACAGAAAACUGUUUGUUCUAUAUUAGAUGCUACAUUUUCUGUGUUAUGACUUUUGUCCCUCUCUCUCCUCUGUGGGUUAUUGCAUGGUGCCACAAUGUAGCUCGUCUUUUGACAGCCUGUUUAUAACGUACAUAUUGUACAAAACUAUAUGUUCAACAUAGUUUGGAUUAUCCUGUUCAGCAGUUUCUGACUUGGUAUCUUGUAACAAGAUUAUUAUUUGUUGGUUUAUCAUCAGAUAAGUCUCAUUUUAUGCUACUUUUGCUGGUUGUUUGUGUUUGUAAAUCUGUUAAAUCCUUGAACCUGUAGGUCAAUGUCACAUUCCCCUCAGGGUACCCUUUGAUUUUGUUGCCCAUCUUGCGCAUCAUGCCUUUUAACAAUCACAUUUACAUUUUAGUCAU
This is a messenger RNA of Coregonus sp. 'balchen', 28512 nucleotides long. The record is from the annotation of a GenBank genome assembly. Lineage: Eukaryota; Metazoa; Chordata; Actinopteri; Salmoniformes; Salmonidae.